Messenger RNA from Saccharomyces eubayanus, 1485 nucleotides. It is a transcript of the gene PRS5, whose product is annotated as ribose phosphate diphosphokinase subunit PRS5. NCBI's taxonomy places the organism in Eukaryota, Fungi, Ascomycota, Saccharomycetes, Saccharomycetales, Saccharomycetaceae. Bases 1 to 1485 code for a protein of 494 amino acids. Gene Ontology annotation, molecular function: magnesium ion binding; ribose phosphate diphosphokinase activity. Gene Ontology annotation, biological process: 5-phosphoribose 1-diphosphate biosynthetic process; purine nucleotide biosynthetic process; ribonucleoside monophosphate biosynthetic process. Gene Ontology annotation, cellular component: ribose phosphate diphosphokinase complex; cytoplasm. The transcript has a single exon. The record is from RefSeq and is a predicted model, not a curated record.
AUGAGUAAUAUUGUUGUCUUUGGAGGGGACUCGCACCCCGAGCUGGUGACCAAGAUCUGUGAGAAUUUAGACAUUCAUCCGUUGCAGGUGGAAUUGGGGAAGUUUUCUAAUGGGGAGACGAGCAUUGCCCUGCGUGAGUCUGUUCGUGAGAAGGACGUGUAUAUCAUCCAGAGUGGGUGCGGUCAAGUGAAUGACACACUUAUGCAGCUGUUGAUCCUGAUCAGUGCUUGUAAGUCUGCGUCUGCCUCGAGGGUCACUGCGGUAAUGCCGUAUCUCUGCUACUCGAGACAGCCUGAUAUUCCAUACACUGCCACGGGUGCCCCCAUCAUUUCCAAACCCAAGGAGAGCUACACUUUUGAAUCGCAUCCAGGCACCCCGGUGUCUUCUUCAUUGAUGACGCAAAGACCAGGUGCUGAAAGUUCGUUGAAGAGCUUGGAUAGUGCCAUACGAUCCACCAUCAAUCUGGAAAAUCCUCAACCUAUCAGAACACCAAACAUCAACGCCACAGCGAACAACAAUCCCGAAAUCAAAAAAACGCUUUCGUUUUCCAGAAUCCCCAUGAUUCCUGGUGGUAAAUUACAAAACACAAGCAACAGCAAGGAUGCAGGUGAAUUGUUCAACGCUCAAAACGCGGGCUACAAGUUAUGGGUAGUACAAGCCGGUACUUUGAUUGCUCAUUUGUUGAGCGCUGCGGGCGCUGACCAUGUGAUCACCAUGGAUCUGCAUGAUCCACAAUUCCCAGGGUUUUUUGAUAUCCCAGUGGAUAACCUUUACUGCAAACCAAUUGCUCAAAAUUAUAUCCAACACCGCAUUCCAGAUUAUCAAGAUGCAGUGAUCGUUUCUCCAGAUGCUGGUGGUGCCAAGAGGGCCACCGCGAUCGCAGACGCUCUAGAAUUAUCGUUUGCUCUGAUUCAUAAAGAGAGAAGAUCUCAGUUACUAAAGGGUCCUCCGGAUGCUACAUUGACUUCAGGUGGUUCGUUGCCUGUAUCUCCAAGACCGUUGGUGACGACACUUGUAUCUUCUCAAAACAUGACUACAUCAAUUGCCACAGGUGUUGCAGCUCUAGAAAUGAAAAAAACAACAUCAAACUCUUCCACUUCAUCUCAAUCCUCUAAUUCAUCCAAGUUUGUUCAGACCACCAUGCUUGUUGGUGACGUGAGAAACAAGGUGUGCAUUAUCGUGGACGAUUUAGUAGAUACUUCAUACACCAUCACGAGGGCUGCCAAAUUAUUGAAGGAUCAAGGUUCCACCAAAGUUUACGCUCUGAUUACACACGGUAUCUUUUCUGGGGAUGCACUGGAGAGAAUCGGCCAGAGUAGUAUAGAUAAGCUAAUUAUUUCCAAUACUGUCCCUCAAGACAGAACCUUACAAUACCUGGGCAAGGAAAGAGUGGACGUUAUUGAUGUUUCUUGCAUAAUAGGUGAAGCUAUCAGAAGAAUCCAUAAUGGUGAGUCCAUUUCUAUGUUGUUUGAACAUGGUUGGUAG